UAUAAACUGAAUAUCAUGAAGCGGGAUCACCAAAAAUAUAUCCGGGAGUGCUUAGCCCAGGCUAUUUUCCAUAAGGUUCUGGAUAUGGAGCGUUACCAUCAGCUUGAAAUAAAAAGGAAACUGGAGACUUUAGCUAGGAAGGAGCGAAUCCAGAGAUUUAAGGGAGAAGACACAAGACGAUUUCUUGACAGUAACAUGCCAGUCCUGUCUCCCCAUCCCCCAGUAGGCCCAAAGACAAGUCGCGGCCAUACUGUUUUGUUUGAUGAAGGAAAAUCCAGUCCAUUAACACUGACAACCCCUCGACCAUAUAGCCCAGGACAUAUGCAGCCUCCAAUUCGAUUAGAGCCUCUUCCCAGUAAUCACACACUGAGAACUGGUCCAAAGAUAACUUCGGGGUCCAGAUCAAAAACCUCACUGAUGGAAAAUGAAGUUCCGUUUCCCAUUGGGGGCAAGAAGGCAAUGAUGAAGUUCAGAAACUCCAUGGGCAAUUCACAGAAAACGAAUCUAUAUCAAUUUCCAAACAUUGACAGUUACGUGAUACCUAUGAUACCUUCACCUCCUCCCCCAAAGGUCACGAAGGAAAAUCGAUCUGAAACAUGGAAAAGGAGGAGAGUUCGUCCUAUCACUGCUCCAAAUGGCUUAGAACCUCUCUUUACUGGGGAUUCAGGAAGGAUUCAUAAAACAUCACUGCAUAGUAAUGCAGCUAUUACAAUGAUCUAUUUGGGGAAAAAUGUGCACCUAUCUUAUGAAGACACAGACUUCCGAGAUGAAAUAAUAGUUUAUCAACAGCACUGUGGUGGGGAAAACCUAUGUGUCUACAAAGGCAAACUACUUGAAAAAGAAACCUUUCAGUUUGUUUCCAAACGACAUCAUGGGUUUCCCUUCAGCCUCACCUUUUUCUUGAAUGGGAUGCAGGUGAACAGGUUAAGCUCCUGUUGUGAAUACAAGCAUCGGAACGGAUCCAGACUUGGAGGCAAAAGAGGCUACUUCGGGUUUGUGUGUGUGGAGAAAUCAUCUCCUUGCUACAAGUGCAUUAUCGCAAUGGGUCUUGACAAAAAAAUAACUUCAACGAAAUAUAGGAAAGAAAAGAGCGCUGAGAAGAGAGAGGAACAGAGGAGGGGUGAGGAAAGACGGUGGAAGGAAAGAGAGAACAUGAUAUCAAAAAGAAGUGAGAUUGAAGGGAAGAAAACCUCAGUCUCAGACAUUUUUUCAGCUCAAGAAAUACAACCAGGGAUCAGAGAAGUGAGAACUGCAGUGGAAGAAAUUGAACAGAAAGGAAAACUAGAACAGGAUGUUUGGGAAGACAACCAGGAAAAGACUUUUAAAUAUGAAUAUGAAGAAGAUUUUGAAGCAGAUGAAGAGAAACAAGAUAAAGAAGCUAAUGAAGAAGGACAGGGUGAUGAUCAAAUAAAUGGAAUAUCAAAGUCACCCACAGAGGAUGAAAAGGGUAAUUUAGGCCCUAUAACAGAGAGUGAGAUCUCGUCGCAGAAGGCACCAGAUGCUGGUGACAAUGUGCAAGAUGAGGGUGAUGGAUUCUCCGGGAGUGAAGGGGAAGAGGAUAAACAAGAUAUUAAAAGUGCUUCAUCAGCCUCAUCUAGAAGUCACCCCUAUUCUAGCGACAGUGAAGAUGAAUCUGCAGAGGGAGACAGUGGAGCCCACACUGAAAACAGUACAGAUGAAAGUGUUAGAAGUUCAUCUUCUCAGGAGCUGAGUGAAAAUGAUGAGCCAGGAAAAUCCCACCUUUCAAUUGAGCACUCUUUUGAAGUUGAAAUUGAAGACCAAGAAAUAACAAAAGUAAAAAUGGAGACCAAGCAUCUGUCAGCAGAGAAAAGCUAUGAGAAUGAUCUUGAAAAAGAAAUGGAGAAUGAAACCCAAGGGAUUGUAGAGAAUUUAUCUGAGAAGUCCAGGAAACAUGCUUCUGAGGAAGAAAAGGAAAAAGAUAAGAGUAAGCUUUGGGAAGAAAGCACUGCUAAGGUGAAGGACAAAGGGGCAGGUUUCCCUGGGGUGGAGGAAAGUGGACAUAAUUCAUUGCCAUCAAAAUAUGAACUGGUCCUUGGAAUACCAAGCAGAAAUUUAGUAAUGGAGGAAAGGGAAGCAGUCAAGUCAAACAAGGCAUCUCAGCAAGUCUCACAAGAAAGGUACACACUGGAAAAGAAGGAAGCAGUGGGGGAAGAUGAAGCUCCCCAACCUGAGGAUGCUGGUACAGUUGAGGAAAAGAGGGAUACAGCACUGCAAGAGAAAGCAGGGCUCACUGAGGAUUCCUUAGCAGAGCAGAUCUUCACAGCAGAGCAGCCAGCAUUAGCAGAACAGUGUAAAGAGCAAAGAGAGCUCCCUCUGGGCACAGCAAGUAGGGCAGAGACAGAAGCAGAAGGGGAUGGAAGAUCAAGUACAGAGGAGCUAAACGCAGCAAAAGUAGGAGCAAGAGACUCUGUUGGUCUGAGUGAAGAUGAGGUUCCUAAAGAGCAGGCCCUGAUGCAGGUAGUGCUGGAGACAGAGAAGGCAGCUUCUAAAGGGACAUGGGGCUGGAAGAAGUCAGUGCUUAUAAACAACUCAGCAUUGAGCUCAGAGCUUUUUCCGGAGGCAAGGUCCCUAAGACAGCCAGUGACUCCAGAGAUGAGAGAGAUGGAGAGAGGGGAGGCUGAGAGUGAGACAGGAUCCAAAAAGCCAGAUGUGGAUGAAAUUAAAGAGGACAUGGGAUCUGUGGAGGAUGCAGGAUCAGAGAGAGAGAAUGGUUCUGAAGAAGCAAAACCAGAAGAGGAACUAGCCCAAAAGAGGAAGAAAGUUCUGGAAACAGAAAGACCCUUGAGUUCCUCUGCAGGAGAGGCAGAAGCAUGCCAGAUAGAGGCUCCAAAGGGCAGCCCUGAAGAACUUUGUGAGAAAGCUGAGGCAAGGCAGGAGCUUGUGCUUGGGAAAGAAUCACAUAGGGAAGGUGAUAGGAAAGAAAUGUUACCUGAGGAAUUAAAUGUAGAAAGGAGGAAAGCUGAGAGGACUAAUACUCCUCUGUGGGAAACUGGAUCUGAGAGAGAAGAGGUGACAUGGGCAAAUGCAUGUAAGGAUGAAGACACUUUAGAAGAGCAAAAACUUAAAGGGGAAGAUGGGGAACCAGUGAAGGAAAUAAGACUUGAGGAAGAGACAAAAACCCCUCAAAAUGAAACAGUAUCAGAUGCUGAGGAUGCAGAGCCCAUAGAGACAACUGAGUUGACUGAAGAUAAAGGGCUUCUAGAAGAUCUGCUGGAAGAAAGAAUGGUUGCCAUGUCUGAAGCAACAAGUGAAUGUGAAAAGUCACUGGAACAGGUAGCACCUAUGAGGGAAGAAGGAGGGGAAAGACUGAAUGAAGCCAGUGACACAGAGCACAAAGGCAGGACAGAGCUGCUAGGCCAGGAGAACGUGACUCCCUUGGAGCAGGGGAUCGAGCCCCCCCAUGAUGAAGAAGGUGCAUCAAGAGCUUCUGGAAAUGAGUCAGCUGGCAAGGCACAGGAACCUGAGGUGACCAUCACAGCCACAGGGGAGGAUGAGGAGUGUGCGGCCAAGGACUGGAGCCUUGCAAGGCUGGAGCGGGAUGAAGGACCUCUGAAGGGACAAGAAGGCAUGAGGGUCAUGAUAAUGACCCAGGAAGAUAUUCCUAAGGGAAAUCCCAUGAUGGCAGGAAAGGUUGGUGAAGAAGCAGUGGAUAAGGAGCCAGAGAAGGACAGGGAUACAGAGUGUACUCUGGGGACAAGAGUGAGGAAGGACAGCAAUACUGAGGGAGACAAAGUUAUUGGAGGAGUAGCAGUUGAGACUGAGGAAGAUCUGCAUCAAGGAGGAGUGGCAGAAGCAGUUGCAGAGCAGAGAGAAGUGUUGGCAGAUUCAAAGACAGCUGAUAGAAAAACAGUAGCAAAUAAAGCCUCCUCCUUUUCAGAUGUUGCUGGGGAGAAAACUUGGCACCAAGAGAAAAAGGCACUAGGGAAAACAGCAGCUGUGGAGAGGGUGGUGGCAGAGGAAACAGCACUGAGCAGCAAGGAGGUGCCAGUGGUGGAGGAGGUGACAGUGACAUCAGCAGCAGAGACAGGGGUGGGAGCUCUACCAGAAGCUGAUGAUCUGAAAGGCCAGGCCCCAGAACUAGGACAGGAUCAAGAGGGAGAGGUAGUGGAGGCCACUCAGCAUGCAGGAUCAGUGGGAAAGGAAGCAGAGACAGGGAGCCCUCAUAAGAAGCAUGAGCCAGGAGGAGCUGAAGAAUUCAGACAAGGAUCAUCACCCAAGUCAGAGCUGAACAGAGAGAGUCUAGAGGCAGUGGCAGCAUGCCCUGCAAAGCCUGAUUUCUCUGGAAUCCAAGAAAAGCAGGAGCAUAUGGUACAAGGAGAAAGUGAGAAUGCAGAUAUUUCCCUGAAUGACUAAGGACUACUACAAGAUUCCAUGGCAGAUGGAUAUUUAAAAAGUGUCUUCCGGAAGACAUAAAGACUGGAGAAAGAUUCACACAAGCAGCUCAUCAGGACUUUAGAUUUUAUCUUUUAUUUAACCACUGUGCU
This is a messenger RNA of Castor canadensis (American beaver), 4505 nucleotides long. NCBI's taxonomy places the organism in Eukaryota, Metazoa, Chordata, Mammalia, Rodentia, Castoridae. The record is from RefSeq and is a predicted model, not a curated record.